AUGCGGUUCCGUAUCCAGACUCUCGGCCUUGCGCUGUUGAUGUGCUCGACAGCGAUCGCGCAGGAAGAGAAGGAUCCUCAAGCAUGUAUUCCCCGCCCGACGACGACAACAACAUCCACGACACCAUCGUCGAGUCCGACGGCCCUGCCAAAGAACUUCGGCAUGCUCGUCUACCGCGCCUUCGAGAUGCUCGACGUCUUCGGGCCCCUCGACGUCCUCGGCAUGCUCGCGCGGCUGCACCCGAUGAAUUUGUAUUUGAUCGGAGAGACGAUGGAUCCGGUGACGGUCGAGCCGGUUGCUGCGGCGAUGAAUCCUAAGAAUUCGAGUUUCUUCCCCGUCAUCCUCCCAACACACACCUACGCCACGGCCCCGCGCGACAUCGAAGUGCUCCUGAUCCCGGGCGGCCUCUGGACGCGCUCCCCCCACCUGAACGCCACGAUAUCCUACGUCCGAACGACGUACCCGCGCCUCCGCUACCUGAUCAGCAUCUGCACGGGGGCCUCGGUGGCGGCGCGGGCGGGGGUGCUGGACGGGCGGCGGGCGACGACGAACAAGGCGAGCUGGGCGGCGACGGUGGCGCUCGGCGGUCCGGGGGUGGAGUGGGUGCCGCGGGCGCGGUGGGUCGCGGACGGGAAUGUGUGGACGUCGUCCGGGGUGAGCGCGGGCAUUGACGCGACGCUGGCGUGGGUUGCGGAGGUGUUUGGGGAGGCGGAGGCGGGGGAUAUUACGGACUUGAUGGAGUAUGAACGGCAUACGGAUUCGGAGUGGGAUCCGUACGCGGAGAGGUUUAAUGUUACGGGGGGUCAGGAAUGA
Colletotrichum karsti is the source of this 813-nucleotide messenger RNA. Its product is annotated as dj-1 family protein. The coding region runs from base 1 to 813 and encodes 270 amino acids. Lineage: Eukaryota; Fungi; Ascomycota; Sordariomycetes; Glomerellales; Glomerellaceae. The record is from RefSeq and is a predicted model, not a curated record. The transcript has 3 exons.